Messenger RNA from Aspergillus glaucus CBS 516.65, 1664 nucleotides. Its product is annotated as succinate--CoA ligase subunit beta. The coding region runs from base 114 to 1364 and encodes 416 amino acids. Gene Ontology annotation, biological process: tricarboxylic acid cycle; succinyl-CoA metabolic process. The record is from RefSeq and is a predicted model, not a curated record. Lineage: Eukaryota; Fungi; Ascomycota; Eurotiomycetes; Eurotiales; Aspergillaceae. Gene Ontology annotation, cellular component: succinate-CoA ligase complex; mitochondrion. Gene Ontology annotation, molecular function: metal ion binding; ATP binding; succinate-CoA ligase (ADP-forming) activity. The transcript has 7 exons.
CCCGAAAGUGACAUCUUUUUGUGUAUGAAUGCUGAGUGAGCAGUAUUCUUUUUCUACCAAGUCAAUCGGCAGGCUGAAAAUAAUCGACAUAAGGAGAGAGGCAAAUGCUCAUCAUGUUGUCCCUACACCCUUUGAAGCAUUUAGCCAGGCAUAACCCUAAGGCCUUGAGGCAGCAAUUUCGAAAUCUGACGCUGCUUGAGCAUCAUUCCCACAAACUGCUCCAGCAGUAUGACAUCCCAGUGCCCGAUGGAUAUGUCGUCGACAACCCGCUGGACGCCAAAGCAGUGGUAACAAAGAUAGGGAAACCCUCAAUGCUGAAAUCACAAAUUCUUGCCGGUGGUCGCGGAAAAGGGAAAUUCGACACUGACGGCAAGGGCGGCGUUCGCAUGGUCUCGACACCACAUGAAGCCUUCACCAACGCGACCAACAUGCUUGGCCACUAUCUCAAAACCAAGCAGACCCCGCCCGCCGGUCUGCUCGUCAAAAAGCUCUACAUCUACAAAGCCGUCGACGUUGUCCACGAAUACUAUUUCUCGAUCACUUUUGACCGCCAGAAAUCCAGCCCCGUGAUCCUCAUCUCAGACGAGGGUGGCGUGAAUGUCGAGGCUAACUCAGACAAGCUGCACCGAUUCUGGUUUUCCUUGUCUGAGGGCAUAAUGCCCAAGAUUAUCGCAGAUAUCCGCUCAAGAUUGCUCUUCUCCAGGACCGAAAUGCCAGUCAUCGAACAUAUUAUCCGGCAAAUGGUGGAGCUAUUCAACGCCAAGGAUGCCAUCCUGCUCGAGUUAAAUCCCCUUGCCUUAACAUCUGAAGGGAAGUUUAUCUGUCUGGAUGCGAAGUUUGAUUUCGAUAAUUCGGCGCAGUUUAAACAGGAAGAUCUGUGGGAGCUUGAGGAGCAAACGCCAGACUCAGAGAAUGAGCAUGAUGCUUCUAAGAAUGGCCUUGUAUACAUCCGUCAGGGUGGGAAUAUCGGAAAUAUUGUGAAUGGGGCUGGACUAGCAAUGGCAACUAGUGAUUUGAUCAAUAUUCAUGGUGGGAAAAGUGCGAAUUUUCUGGAUAUCGGGGGGAAGGCGACGACCAGCACGCUGCUGAAAGCAUUUGAGAUCCUAGCGAGGGAUUCGCGUGUUCAAGGGAUCUGGAUUAAUAUUUUCGGAGGUAUUGUUCGGUGUGAUAUGAUCGCCAAGUCGAUUCUGCAGGCCGCAUCUUCCAUGGGCGGAUUUCGAAUUCCGGUUGUAGUGAGGUUGCAGGGGACAAAUAGCGAGUCUGCGCUGAAGAUGCUUGAAACGUCAGGGCUGAAUCUUCAUACUGAGACAGACUUCGAACUAGCAGCCACCAGCAUCAUUAAAUUGGCAUCCGGAGGGCAUUGACGCAUACCGUGGUGCUCUGGUCUCUCUUGGAAUUGAUAGUCGUCAUUUAAUAUGAAGGAGUGUUCUUCUGCGGUUUCGGUUGGAAGGAAACUAUUGUAUUGUUGUUUGCAGAUUUUGAACGUGGUAUCCUCUGGUACUCUGCGAUUCUGAUUUCUGUUACAGCAAUUCAAGUAUCGGUCCAUCUGGGGGACCAGACCAAGGACUACGGCGGUCCUUGGGAUGGUCCGACCUGAGGAGCAGAAAAUCGUACUCCGACAAGCAGAUAUAUAAGGAUACGAACUCAGCUUAGUUCUUCGUGAU